This is a messenger RNA of Myotis myotis, 2268 nucleotides long. RefSeq names its product cytochrome P450 11B1, mitochondrial. The record is from RefSeq and is a predicted model, not a curated record. Gene Ontology annotation, molecular function: heme binding; steroid 11-beta-monooxygenase activity; iron ion binding. Gene Ontology annotation, biological process: glucocorticoid biosynthetic process; aldosterone biosynthetic process; cellular response to peptide hormone stimulus. Bases 39 to 1544 code for a protein of 501 amino acids. NCBI's taxonomy places the organism in Eukaryota, Metazoa, Chordata, Mammalia, Chiroptera, Vespertilionidae. Gene Ontology annotation, cellular component: mitochondrial inner membrane. The transcript is spliced from 9 exons.
AGAUAAGAGAGUCGGGUGGAGGGGCGAGGGAGCCGGGCAUGGCAUUCCGGGCCAGGGCGGCCGUGAGGAUGGCAGGGCCCCAGCAGCCCCUGCGCUGGGCGCGCACCCUGGCCACCAGCGCCGCGGCGGCUCCCCGGGCGACGCUACCCUUCGAGGCCAUGCCCCGGUGCCCCGGCAGCAGGUGGCUGCGGGUGCUGCGCGUCUGGAGGGAGGGCUCCGAGGACCUGCACCUGCAGAUGCAGCGGGCCUUCCAGGAGCUGGGGCCCAUUUUCAGGUAUGACGUGGGAGGGAGGCACAUGGUGUGCGUGACGCUGCCCGAGGACGUGGAGAAGCUGAAGCAGGCGGAGGGCUGCCAGCCCCGCAGGAUGGUCCUGGAGCCCUGGCUGGCCCACCGGCAGCUGCGCGGGCACAAGCACGGCGUGUUCUUGCUAAACGGGCCGGCCUGGCGCUCGGACCGCCUGCGGCUGAACCCCGACGUGAUGUCGCCGCAGGCCGUCCAGAAGUUCAUCCCCAUGGUGGACAGGGUGGCGAGGGACUUCUGUGGGGCCCUGAUGGCGAAGGUGCAGCAGAACGCACGGGGGAGCCUGACCCUGGACAUCCAGCCCAGCAUCUUCUACUACACCCUGGAAGCCAGCAACUUGGUCCUUUUCGGAGAGCGGCUGGGCCUCCUCAGCCAGAGCCCAAGCCGGGCCAGCCUGGACUUCAUCCACGCGCUGCAGGCCAUGCUGGAGUCCACCAUGCGGCUCAUGUUCAUGCCCCGGAGCCUGUCCCGCUGGACGAGCGCCAAGGUGUGGCAGGAGCACUUCGAGGCCUGGGACUGCAUCUUCCAGUACGCCAAUAACUCCAUCCAGAAGAUCUACCAGGAGCUGGCGCUCGGCCGCCCUCAGCACUACAGCGGCGUGGUGGCGGAGCUGCUCCUGCACGCGGACAUGACGCUGGACGCCAUCAAGGCCAGCUCCAUCGACCUCACGGCCGGCAGCGUGGACACGACGGCCUACCCCUUGCUGAUGACCCUCUUCGAGCUGGCACGCAACCCCGAGGUGCAGCAGGCCCUGCGUCAGGAGAGCCUGCAGGCCGAGGCCACCAUCUCUGAGAACCCCCAGAGGGCCGUGGCCGAGCUGCCCCUGCUGCGGGCGGCGCUCAAGGAGACCCUGAGGCUGUACCCCGUGGGCAUCUCUGUGGACCGACAGGUGAACUCGGACUUGGUCCUGCAGAACUACCACAUCCCGGCCGGGACGCUGAUCACAGUGCAGCUCUACUACAUGGGACGCAACCCCUCCGUGUUCGCGAGGCCCGAGCUCUACCAGCCCCAGCGCUGGCUGGACAGGGGCUCCGGCGCCCGGCUGCCCCACCUGGCCUUCGGCUUUGGCCCCCGACAGUGCCUGGGGCGGCGCCUGGCGGAGAUGGAGAUGCUGCUGCUGCUGCACCACGUGCUGAAACGCUUCCAGGUGGACACGCUGACGCAGGCGGAUGUGAGGAUGGUCUACCGGUUCGUGCUGAUGCCGUCAGUCAUCCCGCUCCUGACCUUCCGGGCCGCCAGCUAGCGCCCUCACCGCCCACGCGCCGCGCCCCCAGCUCCCCUGUGCCCGACCCGGGCCCUGCUUCCUGCCUCACCCACUGCCCAGCCAGCACCUCCACAGGCGGAACAGCCAGGCCCUCUGAGGUCAGGCAGAGCCGGGGGUGCGUCUUGGCUGCAGGUCAGGGCUCUGUGCCCAGUCCCCCCAGCGCCUUCUCCUACGAGGAACACCAUCCGAGGGCCUUGGCCCCACCGGUCACCCCAGGACUGGCUCCCGCUCAUGUGUCCACCAAGGGGCCUCUGACCCUGUCCCCUGCCUCCUGUCCAGUCCUGCUCUUCCCCUGCGAGAACUGACAGCAGGGUCCCCUGUCCUGCUCGGGCCGCGCUCCUUGUCCGCCGUGCUCUGCCUAGCGCUGAGCAUCCAGCCGGGCUGCUAUUUGCCCACCUGCCUGUUUCCAGCCACGGGCCCUCCUGGCACUGCCAUCCUCUGCAACUGGCUGAGCCUCCCAGCCACGGGGCUGGAUAGACGGCAGCGGCUACUAGAAUGGCCACCGAGGGGCCCAGUUGGACAUCUGGGCCAAUGAUACCCCUGAAGGCAGGCAGGAUGGCCACCCCCACAGGCUGGCAUCAGGGCGACUACAGAGAAGCCUGUGGAGGAAGGGGGUGGGGCAGGUCAGCCACACGCAGCCACGUGCUCCCUUUUUAAAAAAAUAUGUUUUUUAUUGAUGUCAGAGAGGGAGGGAGAGGGAGAG